UUACAUGUAUGCAUCCACGUAUUUUUGUAUGUAGGUGAAUGAGUAUUAUUGUACAUGUGUGGAUGUGCAUGUAUGGAUAUGUAUGAAUGCACACAUUUGCAAGGAGGGUGUAUGAGGGACAGGAGCAGGCUGCCUACCAUUUGUUUUAGUCCUCCCUACUGCUGGUAUGUCUUCCCUGGAAGGUUAGUUACAAGGGAAUGUGUCUCUCAAGCUGAAAAAAGGGUUUCCCAUCAAGCCAAAGGCUUUGUGGAAUAUGUGGGUGUGUGAGGACAGAGUCGAAGGAAAUGAGCUGUGGCUUCUCACGUGUGUUCUGGGAGGAUGUUUCAGGCAGAGGAAGGAACGGGAGCAUCGUCAUGGCACUGCUCAGCCAACAAGGCAGCAGAGAAGUAGACAAGAAAUUAUAACUUUAAAGUAGGCCACUUCUUUUGAUUCUGCCUUUUAAUGGGUUAAGGUGGUAGACGAACAAACUUCUCAUGAAUUCAUUUUAGACUUGCUUUUUUGCCUUAACAGACCUGAUUAUGAUGAUGAUAAUAAUAAUAAUAAUAAUAAUAAUAAUAAUAAUGAAUGGAGAUUUUCGCUUUUGGAGAAAUAGGACCGUAAGAGGAGUCCUGCUGGGUCAGGCCAGCAUUCUGUCCAGAGAGUGGCCAGCCAGCUGCCGGGAGAGUAGCGGCGGUGGCAGCAUCCUCCUCAUCUUUCCUAGGAUUUGGAAUGCCCACACACUCUGCCUCUGAUUGCAGAUGAAGGCAUGUAGCCAUCAGGACCAGAAACCAGCCUAAAUAAUUCAGUGUCAUCAACAGACUUGGCCAUCUCACUUCUUUCUGCUAAUUGCAGAUGGUUUAUUAACGAGCUGAAAAGCACAGAACCCCCACACAGAUCCUCGUAGGAUGCUACCGCUUACCUCCCUCCAUUGGGAGAGUUUACCAUUUUACUCUGUUUUCAGUUCUCUGGACAGGAACUGAUCUUUGUGGUCAUUAUUAUUUAAAUAAAGAUUUGGUCCCCUUUAUCUCUCUGAUGUAGUAAUCCUAUUGGACUGAGUUUAUUCUGAAGUGCCUUUUGUUCCUUAUUAAAAUUAAUAAUUCCUUAUUAACUUAUUAAGAGACAGCAAUACGCAGCUGUGGCAUGCAAGUCCCCAGAAGCCAGUGGGUAGACCCCUCAGUGGGCUGUACGGGUGCAACAGGGAUCACACCUAAGGGGCGAAUGGCCAUGGCCUCAUCAGAGAGGUGCAGUGACCAGAACGGUGUGCUGUAUUUUCCGUGUGGCACACUGUUAAGAUGUACAAGGGCAGUAUUGCAAUGUCAGUUCUAUUUUCAGUACCUUUUCUAAUCAUGUCCAUCAUGAAAUUUGCUUUUUUCCCAGCAGCUGCACAUGGGUUUGGCUUUUUCGUUGAGCUAUAUACAGUACUAGGGAGAAGAAUGGCUGUUCUGACUUUCUGGAAUACCUUGGAGAAGUCCUGCAAUGAAAUGGAACCUGAGAUUUCCAGAUAAGAAGGCACACUGAGAAAAGCGCCCUUUUUUAGAAAGCUCAGGAGCCAGUAGUGGGGCUUCAAAAAUGCAUUAGGCUGUCAAAAUACAUGCCGGCUGUGUUUACACACUUCAUGUUGCAUGACUGGAAGAAAGGUAACAAGCUAGAAGUGGAAUAUGGCGAUUCGAUUCCUGCGCAAGGCAGCAGCCAUGCUGGAGAGACACAGGACUGGCUGCCUUAUAGUUUCCUGCGCUGGACUCUUUGGAGCGAACCUGGCUUUUCACAUCUUCCCUGAGCAGACGUGCAGAACACUGUAUCAAGCCUGGGCAAAAGGGAAGCCAGUGGAGCCUUCAGAACGACUGCUGCGCCUGUUCAGUGAAGUCCUCAGUGAUGUCACCGUGGAAACGGAUAAGGGUUACCAAGCCUUCGUGACUUUCAGCUUCCACCCAGUGAGUGCUGGCCUUCCAUGGCUGCCUGCGGGCUGCGUUGUGGGCAUCCCUGCCAACUUCGGCAGCUCAGCCAAGGAUGAGUCUGAGAUCAGUGCCCAUGUCAUUGUGAUCAAAGGCAAAGAAGUGGACUGGGAGAGCCCAGAAGGCUUGGCCUUGAAGGAAGCCUUGACGCUCUCCCCAGCAGCUCAGAAGUUUGCCAUUGCUAGAGAGAUUGUCUACGUGAAAAACCAUAGCCCUUUAAUAUGUGCAGCCAUUGCACCUGUAUUCCUAGCUGGGACUUAUGGCUCUGCGGUGGCCAUGAAGGGACUUUUGGGCCUGUAUUCUGGCCCAGUGCAAUUACGAGGCCUUUGCAACAUUGUAGUCCUGGCACUUGGAUAUGUGGGCUAUUGCUUGUCCUACGACACUGUGAGCCAGGCAGCAGAUUAUAGGGCAGACAGAAACACAGCCACCAUUUCCACUGACUUUGCCAGAGGCGGGGUGGAGUUCUAUAAUAAAAUCUUGUCCCAGAACCAGACUUUUCGUACACUAAUGGGCAAGCAAGGGAAGAAAAUAUAUGCCCCUAAUGGUAACCUUUUCCCAAGACACUGGAUCAGAUUCAAACAUGCAUCAUACACUUCCAGAAGGGACUUGAUUAUCAAUAUUUUAAACAUGCCCCAGGCAUAGGGAAAGCAUGAUUUUUAAACAUGUAAAUUAUGUAUUCUCCUUGGAACUUUGUGGCCUGGUUUCCCCUUUUUUCUUAUACUUUCAUUAGUCUUUCCAUUUUGGAGAAGAAAAGACUUGAUUUGAUUCUAUUUUGUUGAAUUCCUGUAUUCACUGAAUGUUUUUGUCGUAAAAAAUUAAAGUCUCACUUCGAAGGUUUGAUGUCCUACGUGCCUUUAAAAUCCACCUGAAAACUCUGAGGAAGGGUUACUUGCCAGGCACUGAACUGGAACGCACUGAAUUGGAAGAGCUGCUGUUCUCUGUCCUUUGCACGAAAUCCACAGGGCAGGGCAGACUGUUGCAAUCUUGUGAAGCUGUAAAUUCUGCAGAGCGGCCACCUGCCUUGGUGUCCUGACCAUGUCAGACAAAAAUGAAUUCAACAAACAGAACUAACACACAUUAAACAGUGUUCUGUAAACUCGGAAGGAUUUCCCAAGUUUAGGGUGAAAUGGAACCCCAGGAUCGCUUCCUUGGCAAGUCGCCACUUGCUAAGAUCUCAUCUGCUUUUACUUGAACUUGGGAAUUUUUUUUGCCCCAACAUGCUUUACUUUAUGCUUAGUUAAAUUUAGCUAUAUUUGCCAUUGUGCUGCCCAUCCCACAGGGCCAGAUCAUCCCAGACUAAAAGCUUUUCUUAAGCUUAGUUUCCAUGCAGGGAGAUAUUGGGGAUAAGAGAUGGAAAAAGGAAAAAUAACCUUUCCCUUCCCAGCUGCUAUUCCCCUUGAAAAAUGCCUCUGCCUAGCAGUUCAGGGAAGAUACAGUGACUAUUGAUGCAAAUUGAUUGACACAAAUCUAGGUCAUAGAUCCAGGACCCUAAGAGAUCGAAAGCCAAGAGGACCUAGGCUGGUGUGAAGUCCUGUGGUGUCUUGCACAGUAGUAUG
Molecule: messenger RNA, 3487 nt
Organism: Varanus komodoensis (Komodo dragon)
Lineage: Eukaryota; Metazoa; Chordata; Lepidosauria; Squamata; Varanidae
Gene: TMEM177
Product: transmembrane protein 177
Exons: 2
Coding region: 1638-2573 (311 amino acids)
Source: RefSeq, a predicted model, not a curated record